AUGUUUAACAACUUCAAAAAGUUUAAAACUAUACGAACUUUGCAUAAUACAAUGGCUAGUAAAGUAAAUAUUAAGGCUGUAAUAUUUGAUAUGGAUGGGACGCUAUGCUUACCACAACCAUGGAUGUUCCCAGCAAUGAGGAAAAGCAUUGGACUUGAUGAUGAUGCAGUUGAUAUACUGACAUUUAUGGACGAAAUGAAAACAGAAGAAGAAAAAAUAAUUACAAAUGAAAGACUGAAGUUAGUAGAGAAAAAAGCGAUGAUGGAAAUGGAACCUCAACCUGGACUAGUAGAAUUGUUGACCUUUUUACACGAAAAUGAUAUCAAGAUGAAUAUAUGUACAAGAAAUUUAAUUCAACCUGUUAAUCACUUAAUUAAUAACUUUUUACCUAGUCAUUUACAACAAGAAUUUGAUUUUAUACUAACUAGAGAUUUUAGACCAAUGAAACCUAGUCCUGAACCAUUAUUGCAUAUAAUUAAGCGGUUAUCAUUGGAACCUCAUAAUGUCAUUAUGGUUGGAGAUUCUUAUGAUGACAUGAUGAGUGGGCACUCUGCAGGAUGUACUACUGUAUUAUUGAAAAACAAUAAGAAUGAAAAAUUAACUAAGGAGUAUCCUCAUUUAAUUGAUGUCACAAUUUCGGAAUUACCUGAUCUUAUUAGAAUAAUUUCUUAA
Vanderwaltozyma polyspora DSM 70294 is the source of this 672-nucleotide messenger RNA. RefSeq names its product putative haloacid dehalogenase-like hydrolase. The record is from RefSeq and is a predicted model, not a curated record. NCBI's taxonomy places the organism in Eukaryota, Fungi, Ascomycota, Saccharomycetes, Saccharomycetales, Saccharomycetaceae. The transcript has a single exon. The coding region runs from base 1 to 672 and encodes 223 amino acids.